Amphimedon queenslandica is the source of this 850-nucleotide messenger RNA. Its product is annotated as N-lysine methyltransferase KMT5A-B-like. The transcript has 5 exons. Gene Ontology annotation, biological process: regulation of transcription by RNA polymerase II; regulation of DNA damage response, signal transduction by p53 class mediator. Gene Ontology annotation, molecular function: transcription regulator activity; protein binding; histone H4K20 methyltransferase activity. NCBI's taxonomy places the organism in Eukaryota, Metazoa, Porifera, Demospongiae, Haplosclerida, Niphatidae. The coding region runs from base 93 to 761 and encodes 222 amino acids. The record is from RefSeq and is a predicted model, not a curated record. Gene Ontology annotation, cellular component: nucleus; polytene chromosome.
UCCUUUCCAACUGCGCAUGCGUAGAAGUUGCACGUGCAUUCACGUGAGCUGGUGGGUGUAACUUGAUAAAUUUGAAAUUUGAAUAUUUCAAAAUGGCUACCAAUGAGAAAGCAGUAAUGAAAGAAGAGAAAGAUCCUUCAAAACUGACAAUAAAGAAAGAGCCAGAUCAAGGAGAGAACAAGAAAAGAAACAGAACUAGAGGGAAAGCUGUAAAGAAUGACAAAACUGAAAUGAAACCAAUCACUCAAUACUUUCCUUUAAGAAGAAGUACAAGACGUGUUAAAUCAUUAAUGGAAGAAGAGAAGACGAGCGAAAUUAUAAGAAAACUUGAGCAUAAAAUAGAAGACGGACUCAAAGUAAUAGAGACUGAUGGGAAAGGUAGAGGUGUUGUAGCAACAAGAACGUUUCACAAAGACGAGUUGAUUUGUGAGUACUCAGGAGAGCUGAUAUCAUACAGAGAGGCAGUUCAAAGGGAACAGGAAUACUCCAAAGACUCGGGCAUUGGCUGCUACAUGUAUUACUUUGAAUUUCAAUCUAAGAAACUGUGUGUUGAUGCUACUACAGAUAACAAGAGGAUGGGAAGAUUAGUCAACCAUUCAAAAACUAAACCGAAUGUCAUUACGAAACUAAUCCCAGUUGAAGAUCAUCCUUACCUGUGCCUAAUGGCUGCCAGGACAGUUUCUCCUGGUGAAGAACUAGUCUAUGAUUAUGGGGAAAGGAAGAAGGAUAUCAUUAAACAUCAUCAAUGGCUGACAAGCUAAACUAUAUAAAUUAUAUGAGAUAGGGUCAUAGUACAAAUUUUUAUGAAUACUACUGAAGUACUGAUAGAGUAUAACUUUUUUCUUUUGUU